This is a messenger RNA of Cylindrotheca closterium, 273 nucleotides long. NCBI's taxonomy places the organism in Eukaryota, Bacillariophyta, Bacillariophyceae, Bacillariales, Bacillariaceae. The record is from the annotation of a GenBank genome assembly.
AUGCAAGCUAUACUUGCCGAAACUGAAAUGGAUCAAACGGCACCUUUGUGCACAGAAGCAUAUGCUGCUUUUGCACGAUACGAAGCAAUGGAAGCCACAUCGAUAUUGGAGAUGACUCUGUGGAAAGGAAAACUAACGUCUGGCUGGAGUAAUCAUGAUACUACCAAGAGACAAGCUCUGGAUCGAGACAGUUGCCGAGUUGUCUGUGGAUCAGAUGUUAUACUUCCAAGGAUAGUGCAAUUCUUGGACAUUCCAAUGGGUUCUUCUGCCUAA